Messenger RNA from Acanthopagrus latus (yellowfin seabream), 2606 nucleotides. RefSeq lists its product as uncharacterized. The record is from RefSeq and is a predicted model, not a curated record. The coding region runs from base 1 to 2232 and encodes 743 amino acids. Gene Ontology annotation, molecular function: nucleic acid binding. The transcript has 2 exons. NCBI's taxonomy places the organism in Eukaryota, Metazoa, Chordata, Actinopteri, Spariformes, Sparidae.
AUGCUUGGUGACCACUCUUGCUCGGCCUGUCUGGCCCCUCUGCAGUCUGAAGAUGGUCAUGAUAUGUGUCCUCCGUGCCUUGGCCUCGAACACCUGAGGGAGGGACUUUCUGCUGUAGAGGCGCUUGAGCGCACAGUCCAGGCCAGGCAGACGCGACAGCAGCUCUCUGGGCUACAUAGGAGUCUCAGCCACCGGCUCAACAGCCGGUUCAAAGAGGUCCUCAGGGCUUUCGAGCCCCCGAACGUCCACCCUCCAGACAACCUCGGACUUUUGACGCUGCCCGUCGUCCCCCCAGGGCCUCUAGAGGCCGGGGGACCAGGCGCUGAGAAUCCGGGGCCGGUCGUCGGCUGUUUUUCCCAGCAGCAGUUCAGCUACUGGGCUGCUACCACCACGGACCCUUGGGUGAUUUCCACCUUAACCCACGGGUACAAACUUCAGUUCCGACGCCGGCCCCCAGCCUUCGGCCGGGUCAGGAUUACCAUCAUACGCGACCCGGCAAAAGCCCAUGCCCUCAACCAGGAGUUGUCCGCCCUCCUGGACAAGGGUGCCAUCGAGCCAGUAGACCCCCUGUCACCCGGGGGGUUCUAUUCGACUUACUUUCUUGUCGAAAAGAAAGAUGGCGGACUCCGCCCUAUCCUCGACCUGAGGGGACUCAACAGGUUCCUGAAGGUGUUGAAGUUCCACAUGCUCAGUACUGCAGAGGUUCUGCGUACUGUUGCCAGAGGGGAAUGGUUUACUUCAAUAGACUUGAAGGACGCAUACUUUCAUGUCCCCAUAGCACCACACCACAGACAAUUUCUGCGGUUUGCCUUUCAGGGCCGUCAUUUUCAGUUCAGGGUGCUCCCGUUCGGCCUCUCCCUUUCCCCACGGGUGUUCACCAGGUGUGUGGCGGCAGCCCUCUCACCCCUGCAGGCGCAGGGCAUGAAGAUCCUGCCGUAUCUGGACGACUGGCUGGUCUGUGCGCCGUCCCGGUCUCAGGUGACCAGCGAUACAGCGACUCUCCUCUCACAUGUGGCCCAGCUCGGUCUCAGAGUGAAUUUCACAAAGAGCUGCCUGGUCCCCUCACAGAACACACUCUUUCUGGGGAUGACACUGGAUUCCGUUGCCAUGAAGGCCUGUCCAUCACCUCGGCGCGUGGACGACAUCCUCCACCUCCUUCUCCUCUUCCAGGAGGGCCGCCGCUUGCGCUACGUCCAGUAUAUGCGCCUCUUAGGCAAGCUGACGGCGGCUGCCACCGUGGUCCCCUUAGGGUUGCUGGCACUGCGUCCCCUUCAGAGGUGGCUAAACAGCUUCCACCUGGAUGCCAAGCGGCACCGGGACAGGAAGCUCAAAGUGUCAAGGUGUUGCCUCCUUGCUCUGGCCCCAUGGAGGGAGAGAUCAUUUCUCCUUCAGGGCAUGCCCAUGGGCUCCAUUGCAUCCCAUCGGGAGACUGUCACAACAGACGCAUCCCGCUCAGGGUGGGGUGCUGUGUGGCAGAACCGGACAGCUCAAGGCCUGUGGCCUGCACAGGACCGCUCGGACCAUAUCAAUGUGUUGGAGCUACGGGCAGUGCACAUGGCACUGCAGCUUUUUCUUCCCUUCCUGAGAGGGAGGCAUGUGCUAGUACGGUCGGACAACGUCUCAACCGUCUCUCACAUAAACCACCAAGGGGGAACCAGGUCUGCACAACUGUUGCAGGUGUCCCGGGACCUCCUGUUGUGGGCGGCCCCCCGCCUAGCCAGCAUAAGGGCGAUGUACUUGCCAGGGGAACGGAACCGGGCUGCAGACUUCCUAUCACGUCGCAAGCCACCCCCGGGGGAGUGGCGGCUCCACCCAGAGGUGGUGCUCAAUAUCUGGGACGUCUUCGGCAGGGCAGAGGUGGAUCUCUUUGCCACAGAAGAGUCGACCCAUUGCCCCCUCUGGUUUUCCUUGACAGAGGAGGCCAGCCCUCUGGGCCAGGAUGCUCUCGCCCACGAUUGGCCAGAGGGUCUUCUCUAUGCCUUUCCUCCAAUGCCUCUGAUUCCUCAAAUACUGCAGAGGGUCCUCCAGCAGGGCCACAGGCUGCUAUUGGUAGCUCCCUUCUGGCCAGGGAGGACAUGGUUUCCCCUGCUGCACAGGCUCUGCCGCGGCUCACCGUGGCGUCUCCCCGACAGGAAUUAUCUCCUGUCUCAGCUAGGGGGCCAGGUCUGGCAUCCCGACCCUCAUCGCCUGCAGCUCUGGGUCUGGCCAUUGCAGGGCCCGACCCGCUGCUGACAGAGUGUUCAGACACCGUCCAGCAUACUAUACUGAAUGCUAGGGCACCUUCUACUCGGAUGCAGUAUGAGAACAGGUGGCAACUGUUUUCCGCCUGGUGCUCGGACAGGGGUGAGGACCCAGUGCACUGUACAAUCCCAAAAAUUUUGGAGUUCCUACAGUCACUCCUGAACAGCGGACGGUCCCCUGCUACCUUGAGGGUGUAUGUGGCGGCCAUUUCCUCUCGACACGCCCAAGUUGAUGACAGCACCGUGGGGUGCCACAGACUUGUGUCCCUCUUCCUAAGGGGAGCCCUGAGGUUACAACCCCCGAAGGCACAGAGAAUUCCAGCAUGGGAUCUACCCCUAGUGCUGGAUGCUUUGUGUCUGCCUCCC